GUAUCAAAUUUAGUACCAACAAUUUUCUUCUCCAUCACUCUUUCUUGAUUUCUUCCCCAUGGAUUGCAUUGGGUUAACCUCUGAAUCUCCAUAUGUUAUUAUGCUUAAAGCUGCUUUCUUGAUACCCAUUUCUCAUUAUUUAUUCGGAUUUCUGUUUCUACUCAUUGUAUUUCUCUAUAAUUUUGUGGAAAUGUAUUUCAUAAAAGAAUUAAUCACUGGAUUUAGGGGACAACCUGUCUCUUUGAGCUUUAAUUCUUGUUCUAACCUGUAUCAAGAAGUUGUUUCCAAGUGUAAAACUCUUCAUGGCAGGUUUUCUUCUACUCCAUGGCUUUGCAGUCCUCAUCUUCAAACUAUCUUUUUGCAGUUCUUUGAAAGAGUACCGGCUUGCAAUUAUCAAAGACAGAUAUUUAAAACAUCUGAUGGUGGGAUAAUAGCUCUGGAUUGGCUACGGAAUGUGGAUGAUAAAAAACCAUCCAUCAAAGGUUUUGAUGGAGUUCAGAGUGAUGAUAAAACUCCCAUUGUUGUGGUGAUUCCUGGUUUAACAAGCGAUUCUGAUUCUGCUUACGUCAAGCAUCUUGCUUUCAAGAUGGUUAAAUCUGGAUGGAAUGUUGUUGUGAGCAAUCAUCGGGGUCUCGGGGGAGUGGCAAUAACUUCUGAUCGCCUCUACAAUGCCGGAUGCACGGAGGACAUCCGCAAAGUCAUUGACCAUCUCCACACCCGAUACCCUCAAGCUCCUUUAUAUGCUGUUGGCACUAGCAUUGGUUCUAAUGUUCUGGUAAAAUAUCUUGGUGAGGAAGGAGUUAAUACUGCGCUUGUUGGGGCGGUUUCAAUCUGUUCUCCUUGGGACCUUUUGAUUGGUGACAGGUUUAUUAAGCGCAGGCUUGUGCAGAGAUCCUAUGACCGAAUUUUAGGAAUUGGAUUAAAAGAUUAUGCCGAGCUGCAUCGGAGUGUUUUGCCGAGUCUGACAGAUUGGGACAGCAUUGCUAAGAUAAGCUGUAUCAGAGAUUAUGACAAACAUGUUGUUUGUGUUCUUGGUAAUUUUGAGACUGUUGAUACCUAUUACAGGACAGUUAGCUGUAGCAGUUAUAUAGGAAAAGUGGGGGUUCCCCUCCUCUGCAUUAGUGCCUUGGAUGAUCCAGUGUGUACAAGGGAAACAAUUCCAUGGGAUGAAUGUCGGGCAAACAAAAAUGUCGUACUAGCUACCACACAACAUGGGGGACACUUGGGAUACCUUGAAGGGAUGACCGCGAAAAGCCUCUGGUGGGUUAGGGCCGUUGAUGAAUUCCUUUGUGCUUUGAACUCCAGCUCAUUGAACCAUAGAGAAAAGAUACAAAAUAAUACAGUUCUGGAGAGUCCCCUGAACUCAUCAAAAGAGAAGGCGGUUUAGUGACUGCAUUUAGCAACAAGGCAUCAGGUGAAGUAGGAGAUGAGCAACCGGUCGAAGAGGACAAGGCUGGAGAUAGUAUUAGUGUUGACAAUGGCAAGGUGCAACAAGAACCAGAUGCAAUGGAACUAGAUAGUGACCAGUAUUAAAAUUAAAAACUCAACAAGAACCAACAAGUUUAAACUUUUAUUUUAUUCUUAAUAAAAAAGAUUUAGCUAAAUUUUGCCAUGUGAAGUGCAAAAGAUUAAACUAAAUGUAGAAGUGUAAAAGACAAAACUUGUCAUGUGAAGUGCAAAAGAUUGUUAUGCCAGGGUGUUUAAGAGACAAAAUUUUGCCAAAUAGAGAAUCUAUAUGGUCACUAUUAUGUCUAACUUACAAAUUGUGUCAAGUUUAAGAGGUUAUUUAGCCUUUUGAGAA
Messenger RNA from Solanum verrucosum, 1801 nucleotides. RefSeq names its product embryogenesis-associated protein EMB8-like. Gene Ontology annotation, molecular function: monoacylglycerol lipase activity; short-chain carboxylesterase activity. NCBI's taxonomy places the organism in Eukaryota, Viridiplantae, Streptophyta, Magnoliopsida, Solanales, Solanaceae. The coding region runs from base 59 to 1387 and encodes 442 amino acids. The record is from RefSeq and is a predicted model, not a curated record. The transcript is spliced from 14 exons.